Messenger RNA from Chrysemys picta bellii (western painted turtle), 1173 nucleotides. The record is from RefSeq and is a predicted model, not a curated record. Lineage: Eukaryota; Metazoa; Chordata; Testudines; Emydidae.
CUCACUCCGCCUUAAUACUGUUCCCUCGAUAUCUUGAGGGCAGGCACAGAAUUGAAAUUGUAAUUUAAGAUUAAACCCAAAUUUUGUUUACUUUUGGAGGACAGGCAGGUGGAUAAAUCGAGGGUUUUGUCGAUUUCUGGCGCGGGGAGCUUAUUCAGUGGAUCAAAAAAAUGCAGCGAAUAAAACCACCUAACAGUCCUAGCCUGGGGACGUCUACGUUAAUUGAUCAAAAAGCCAGUGGGGCUUUUAAAAUUAGAGAUCAGUGGAGUUUCAGAAACACAGAUUUCUGAGACGCUAGGAGGCAAGGAGAGGCUGAUUGAUUCUGUUGCGUCCGCCGUCGGGGGAGGCGGUGCGCGCGGCGACCUGGUUGAGUCGGUUGCGUCGGGUUCUGCUCUAUAUAAAGCCCGUUAGGCGACCCGCGCGAUCAGUUUGGAGCGGAGAGUCGUGGAAGCUUCGUGGGAGCUUGUCGCUUUGCAGCUCAGAGGCGGCGGCAGCAGCAGCAGCAGCAGCAGCGGUUGCAGCGAGGCGGCGGUGGCGGCGGCGGUUCUUGUGGCUGUGAAUACAGUGGGGAGAAAUGCGAAAUUUAAGCUCCGCCUCCCAGGCUUCUCUCUCAGAAGGGGCUCUAGCUACUUUUCUACCUAAGAAGAAAGGGAGGCCGUCUCUCCCCGACCUCAUUCUGCGGGCUGUUUGCGUCUCUACAGCCCGCAAGGGCGCCUCUCUGGCUGCCAUCAAGAAGGCGCUCUUGGCCGAGGGGUACGACGUGCAGAAGAACAACGGUCGCCUGAAGGCGACGCUCAGCUCUCUCGUUAGCAAAGGGCUGCUGCAGCGGGUGACGGGCAGCGGCGUCUCGGGAUCCUUCAGGGUCAACAAGCGCCAGAAGAAGGGGGGCGCCUUGAAAGCAACGAAGAAAAAAACGGCCGUCAAGAGACCCAAAACCCAGAUAGCGGCCAGGAGGUCUCCGAAAAAAAUUAACCUCACAGCAGCUAGGAAGGCAAAGGGGCCCGGCAGGGAAACCAAGCCAGCUGUUAAAAAACCCAAGGCCCACAAAAACCCGGCCAGACCCAAGGGGAGGGCUGCCCCCCGCGGCAAAGCUGGAGGCAAGAGGCAUUAAAAACACAUUCCUCGUCAACUAAUACAUAUAAACUCAAAGGCUCUUUUAAGAGCCACCCUCAA